Choloepus didactylus (southern two-toed sloth) is the source of this 4451-nucleotide messenger RNA. It is a transcript of the gene USP46, whose product is annotated as ubiquitin specific peptidase 46. The record is from RefSeq and is a predicted model, not a curated record. NCBI's taxonomy places the organism in Eukaryota, Metazoa, Chordata, Mammalia, Pilosa, Megalonychidae. Gene Ontology annotation, biological process: protein deubiquitination. Gene Ontology annotation, molecular function: cysteine-type deubiquitinase activity; cysteine-type endopeptidase activity. The transcript is spliced from 9 exons. Gene Ontology annotation, cellular component: cytosol; nucleus. Bases 174 to 1274 code for a protein of 366 amino acids.
CCUCCUCCCUCCCGGCCGCCCUCUCCCAGCCAAACUGAAAGCCGGGCCCCAGGCCGCCUCCCCGCCGCCGCCCCCCCACCCCGCGCCGUCCUCCCUGCGAUCGCUCCACCAUGGACAUUCCCGUUUUCACCUCAUAAAGAUGGCGGUGCGGGAUCGCUGCAACCUUUAGACUAAUGACUGUCCGAAACAUCGCCUCCAUCUGUAAUAUGGGCACCAAUGCCUCUGCUCUGGAAAAAGACAUUGGUCCAGAGCAGUUUCCAAUCAAUGAACACUACUUCGGAUUGGUCAAUUUUGGAAACACAUGCUACUGCAACUCCGUGCUCCAAGCGCUGUACUUCUGCCGGCCGUUCCGUGAGAAUGUGUUGGCAUACAAGGCCCAGCAAAAAAAGAAGGAAAACUUGCUGACAUGCCUGGCAGACCUUUUCCACAGCAUUGCCACGCAGAAGAAGAAGGUUGGUGUGAUUCCACCAAAGAAGUUCAUUUCAAGGCUGAGAAAAGAGAAUGAUCUCUUUGAUAACUACAUGCAGCAGGAUGCCCACGAAUUUCUAAAUUAUUUGCUAAACACUAUUGCAGACAUCCUGCAGGAAGAGAAGAAACAGGAAAAACAAAAUGGAAAAUUAAAAAAUGGCAACAUGAAUGAACCUGCGGAAAAUAAUAAACCAGAACUCACCUGGGUCCAUGAGAUUUUUCAGGGAACGCUCACCAAUGAAACUCGAUGCUUGAACUGUGAAACUGUUAGUAGCAAAGAUGAAGAUUUUCUUGAUCUUUCUGUUGAUGUGGAGCAGAAUACGUCUAUUACCCACUGCCUAAGAGACUUCAGCAACACAGAAACACUGUGUAGUGAACAGAAAUAUUAUUGUGAAACAUGCUGCAGCAAACAGGAGGCUCAGAAAAGGAUGCGAGUUAAAAAGCUGCCCAUGAUUUUGGCCCUCCACCUCAAGCGGUUCAAGUACAUGGAGCAGCUCCACAGGUACACCAAGCUGUCUUACCGGGUCGUCUUCCCUCUGGAGCUCCGGCUCUUCAACACCUCCAGUGACGCGGUGAACCUGGACCGCAUGUAUGACCUGGUGGCCGUGGUGGUUCACUGUGGCAGUGGUCCGAAUCGUGGGCACUAUAUCACUAUUGUGAAAAGUCAUGGUUUCUGGCUUUUGUUUGAUGAUGACAUUGUAGAGAAAAUAGAUGCUCAAGCUAUUGAAGAAUUCUAUGGCCUGACAUCGGAUAUAUCAAAAAAUUCAGAAUCUGGAUAUAUUUUAUUCUAUCAGUCAAGAGAAUAACUUAAAGAACUUGGAACUAAUUCAAGUGGGGAAAAAUGUUCAAAGCACCAUUACCUGGUUUCUCUGCAGAUUUUCUCCUUUCCCAGUGGCCCACCAGUGGCAUCACUCCGAGUCGCAAUGGUCUGGAUGUGUUAGACUCUCUCCCAUUUUUUUUUUUUUUACAUGCCGCACUACUCUUGGCUUUAUUUUAGUGUGAGGUAGAGUUAACUGCAGUCAGAUUGUAGUAAGAUUUAUAUGAAUAACAGUUGCCGAUUUUAGGAUUGGGUAUAUAUGCUGUGCCACUCACCGUGUCUGGCUGAAUUAGAACAUUGUCAAUGAAACGUCUACAUUUCUAUUUUGGGUCUUUGCUAAACUUCAUAAAUGCCUUCCAGGGGAUCCUUCCAAUGCAUUCCUUUUGACUCGUCCUUGGAAGGAGUGCUACCCAUUUUUAGCUUCUCCGCCUCUUUUCUGACAGAAGAACUGGGUAGUUGUUUACCUUCUUGGGCUGCAGCUAUAGCUUUAAGUUUGUGCAAGUGAAAAAGCUUAAGAGUCAGUAACCUUGAUAUUAAAACCAUCCUCCAUGUGGAACCAGAGUGAAGAGUGGCUGUUCACAGUGGUUAGCACCCGCACUCGUUGUGCAUAACUAGCCAUUAGAAUUUCAGGGGCUACAAAGGUGUGGAGCUCAGGGCAGGCAAAGCCAAGAAGAGGAAGCUUUUGUGGACCGUGAAAAAGUUAACUUUUCUUACCUUUCUACCAAACGAAGUUUCAGGAAAAUAGCUAUAUGCUGUUUGUUUUUAGCGAAACCCUUAAAACCUUUUCUUCUGUAAGGUCCUGUGAGUAGUAGUUAUCCUUUUUCUGAUACCGCUAGGCUUUUCAAAGUAUCUUUCCAAUCCUUCUGAUGUUUCACAGUCUGUGGUUGCAGAGCUGAGACACCACAUUGACUUCAUCUGGCGCAACUCUCCUUAGCCAGAAAAUACCGACAUUAUUCUUGUAUCAGGAAUAAUGAAAGCACUGCACCUUUCCAGCCAUCCACCGUACAACUGUUAACUUCUUAAUAUUUUCAGUCUGUUUCCUGAGGCACUGGCAAGUCCCAGGGCUAAUACAGAACCUUUCCUAGAGGAAAUACUGGAAUUAGCUGGUAUGAAGGUAGUCAUAGGAAGUGUCAGUGAGCAGGUGGGGGAAUGAACAAAAUGAACAAAAUGGUGGUUGUUUCUUUGGCUCAGACUCCUAGGAAGCUUGACAAGGCGGAGCUUUUGGAAUAACCUCAUCUCACUAUAAUUACUUUGACUUGUUUUCUUUUUUGUUGUAUCUGUAUUUAUUAGAGCAUUUGAGUAUUGGUACCUUUUAUUAAAAGGGUCAAUUUGGUGUUUUGCUGUUAAGCUGGUUUUCGGUUUCCUACAAAUAUUAUGAGUAAAGUUUAUUGGCUUCUCUAUGGGAAGUCAAUGAACUUCCAUACACUAUAAUAUACUGUGAACGUAUUAUUUUGUUACCUAAUGAAUCAGUGAAUAAACAUGCAAACUUUUGGCAAAUGUGAACUAAAAUUGAAAUUGAAAAUGUUAGUGGCCAUUUUGCAACAAGUAAAAGGAUAGCACUUUAGAUGAAAACUGGAUUUCUUAUCUUUGAAAUACCUUGAACUGCUUAUUGCUCAUAACUUAAAUAAGCAUGCCAACACUUCAUUUGUUCAUGCUUGAGGUGAAAUAUUUUCACUGGAGAAGACAAAAACAUGGUGAUCUUUGUGUUAUUGUUUUAUACAAGUGACAGAAAUAUACCUUGCCUUGUUUAGAGGCUAAUUCAUAUCUAUAAAUAUUUGUCUUUUUUUCCUCCACUAAACAUAUGCAGUAAUCACUUACCUCAAAGGUAAUCCUUUAUUCUGUUUUAAAGGAGGAACACUUCCCAAUUGAAGCUGAUCGAUACAGGGACAUAUUUGUACAAUAUAUAACCAUUGACUACAGGUUGCAAAGUAUUUUAAAAAUGAUAGCUGAUCUCUAAUAUAUUUGGAACUGAUUCAUAAGAAAAACUAUUAAAAUUGUCUUUGAAAUGACUCUUGGAACUAAUUUGUUAGGAAAAAAGUUUCAGUUGGAAACUCAUAUAAUGGUUAGAUGCUAAAAGGUUCAAUGCAUUUCUUUUUUCUUUGGGGGUAUGAAUAGUUUUUCCCAGUAACUUAACUGCAUUUAUUCCUUUUAGUAAGAUAGGGUCAGUUAAAAUUCAGUAUUCAUGGAUAAAUUUUUAAAAUGAAAAAGAUAAGUAUGGAAGAUAUUGCAGAGACAUUAAAAUGGUUGUAUGAUGCAGGAAAAGAUUGGAAAGAGAUCAAAAUACAUUUAUCCACCAACACUCCUUUAGUUUUUUUAAACUUUAAACUUUUUUAAACUUUGGUAAUUUCUGCCCUCUUCCUCUUAUAUAAAUGAAACAAACACUAGGCAGCUACAUUUGUUCCCCAGUCAUUUCACUUUGUGUAAAGAUAAUAAUAGCAUGCAAACAGUUUUGGUUUUUUUUUCCCCCUAGUUUUAAACCCUCAUUUUUAGUGUAAAUCAGCAACUGGUGUGGGAUCUGUGAGAGCAUCCUGAGGUCAACAAUAGCACAAAGGCUCAGCAAUUUUCUCUCCAAGGGCUGAGCCAGGGCUUCUGUGUGCCAUUUCCUGGCAGGAGUGAGUAGGCCUGCUGUAUUUCUUUUAACUGCUGGGUAUUUUGAAAUAAGUUACAGUGUUUUACAUUUUCAAAAGAGAGGAAAUAAAUAUUUGCUGUAUUGGUUUAGCAUCAAGAUUAUGAUACAGUAUGUUAAAAAAAGUUAUUUGUUUAAAAAAGAAAUUGUGGUAAAAUGCUGACAUCCAGUUCUAUUAUGUUUUAAUACAUUUUUCCAUUCCAAGCCUAUGUGAAGUGGGCUGGUUUGAAGAGAGCCAAGAAUAGCACCAGUUGGACAUUGGUUUGAAUAGGAGGCCAGUUAUAUUUGGUUUUAUGGCCUGGUAUAUUUUGGACUUAAGAUGAAAUGGGGAAAAAAAUCACAGCAAUGGUCCCUAUGCAUUUAUUUUCAUAGAUACCCUUAAUUUCAUGGGCAUGUCGAACAAUGAACUAUAUUCUAACUGGAGUCUGGGGCUUAUUUUAGAUAUUGGAUUGUAGCUUUAUUACAGAUGGAUUUUAUCUUUAAACAUUGCAUUUUGAUCAACUUUGUAUAUUCAUGUGUAUUAAAACAUUGUACACUAAA